UCCCAUCUCCUCACUACUACCAUUCUUCUUCUCUUAAUUACUACUUGUUUCUUUCUAUAUACAUCUCAUUAUUCGGGAAAUAUAUUAUGACUUCACACAAUUCAUUACCCUUUUGUGCAAUGUUGCCCUUGCUUCUUUCCAUCUUCUCUUCCAUGGCAGCCAUUGCCUCUGGUAAUUUCUACCGAGAUUUUGACAUCACAUGGGGAGAUGGUCGAGGUAAGAUUCUCAACAAUGGCGACCUUCUCACUUUGUCCCUUGACAAAGCCUCUGGGUCUGGAUUUCAAUCCAAGAAUGAGUAUAUGUUUGGGAAGAUUGAUAUGCAGCUCAAGCUUGUCCCUGGCAAUUCCGCUGGCACUGUCACCGCUUAUUAUCUAUCCUCGAAAGGGUCUACUUGGGAUGAGAUAGACUUUGAGUUCUUGGGGAAUUUGAGUGGAGACCCCUACAUUCUUCACACUAACGUGUUUAGCCAAGGCAAAGGAAACAGAGAGCAGCAAUUCUAUCUAUGGUUUGACCCAACUGCAGAUUUUCACACCUAUUCCAUUCUUUGGAAUCCCCAGCGCAUCAUAUUCUCUGUCGAUGGCACCCCAAUUAGGGAAUUUAAGAACUUGGAGAGCAAUGGUGUUCCUUUCCCAAAGAAUCAACCAAUGAGGAUUUAUUCUAGCCUAUGGAAUGCUGAUGAUUGGGCUACAAGGGGUGGUCUGGUCAAGACUGACUGGACGCAAGCUCCUUUCACUGCUUCCUAUAGGAAUUUCAAUGCCGAUGCUUGUAUAUGGUCUAAUGGGGCAUCUUCUUGCAACUCAAAUUCACCCUCCACUAGUAAUGGAUGGCUAUCACAAGAAUUGGACACAACAAGCCAGGAAAGGCUCCAAUGGGUGCAAAAAAAUUACAUGAUCUAUAACUACUGCACAGACAAUAAAAGAUUUCCCCAGGGACUCCCUCCAGAAUGCAGCAUCUCAUAGAGAAGAUUCGCCAAUCAAUACACAGAUAUUUUUGCUUUUUUACUUCUCCAUUCUUUGAUUCUUUGUUUGUGAUAUUCAAUUCCUUUGUAAUGAUUGCAAUACAAUAACACUAUCAAAAUUUAAAGAUUCUUAUUUGUUUA
This is a messenger RNA of Hevea brasiliensis (rubber tree), 1099 nucleotides long. RefSeq names its product probable xyloglucan endotransglucosylase/hydrolase protein 23. Lineage: Eukaryota; Viridiplantae; Streptophyta; Magnoliopsida; Malpighiales; Euphorbiaceae. Gene Ontology annotation, molecular function: xyloglucan:xyloglucosyl transferase activity; hydrolase activity, hydrolyzing O-glycosyl compounds. The record is from RefSeq and is a predicted model, not a curated record. The transcript has 3 exons. Gene Ontology annotation, biological process: cell wall biogenesis; xyloglucan metabolic process. The coding region runs from base 87 to 959 and encodes 290 amino acids. Gene Ontology annotation, cellular component: cell wall; apoplast.